AUGAGCAUAAGAAGUCAAACCAGGGAGAAACUCUUUGAGUGUUCUGCAUGCGGGAAAGUGUUUAUCCAGAAAGCCAACCUUGUCGUGCACCAGAGAACUCACACGGGAGAGAAGCCCUAUGAGUGCAGCGAAUGUACAAGAGCCUUCAGCCAGAAGUCAACCCUCAUUGCACACCAGAGAACUCACACAGGGGAGAAGCCCUAUGAGUGCAGCGAAUGUGGGAAAACCUUUAUCCAGAAGUCAACGCUGAUGAAACAUACUCGAACUCAUACAGCAGAGAAACCAUUUAAAGCUUACGAGUGCAGUAAAUGUGGAAAAAGCUUCAGGGGGAAGUCCCACCUCUCUGUCCAUCAGAGAACUCACACAGGAGAGAAGCCUUACGAAUGCGGCAUAUGUGGGAAGACUUUCAGUGGAAAAUCACACCUCUCUGUCCAUCAAAGAACUCAUACAGGAGAGAAGCCUUAUGAGUGCAGAAGAUGCGGGAAAGCCUUUGGUGAAAAGUCAACCCUUGUUGUACAUCACAGAACUCAUACAGGAGAGAAACCCUACAAAUGUGGUGAAUGUGGGAAAGCCUUCAGCGAAAAGUCACCACUGAUAAAACAUGAGAGAAUUCAUACAGGAGAGAGACCCUACGAAUGCAGCAACUGUGGGAAAGCAUUCAGUAGGAAGUCAACUCUCAUUAAACAUCAGAGAAUUCACACAGGAGAAAAACCCUACGAAUGUAGUGAAUGUGGGAAAGCUUUCAGUGUGAAAUCAACUCUCAUUGUACAUCACAGAACUCACACGGGAGAAAAACCCUAUGAAUGCAGAGACUGUGGAAAAGCCUUCAGUGGGAAGUCAACUCUGAUUAAACAUCAGAGAAGUCACACAGGAGAUAAAACCUAUUAA
Molecule: messenger RNA, 888 nt
Organism: Puma concolor (puma)
Lineage: Eukaryota; Metazoa; Chordata; Mammalia; Carnivora; Felidae
Source: RefSeq, a predicted model, not a curated record